ACCAUCUCUGUAUAUAACCAUAUCCUGAGUAAGUGCUCCCCUAGACGAAGACUCUUUUUCAUAUCAUAGGAAUUGGGAAUGGCUACACCAGCAGAUCAAGCCGCCUACAAGGAUGUCAUCCCCCUCGACUUUGGCUCAGUCAAGACAUUACCUGACUCAUUUGUGUGGCCUGAAUCCGAUGACUUCUAUUCAGGUACCGACCAGCCUUGUAUUCCAGUCAUCAACCUCAUGGAUCCGAAUGCGUCACAACUAAUUAUCCAGGCAUGUGAGACAUGGGGGGUUUUCCAGUUGAUAGGUCAUGGGAUUCCUCAAAAGCUUGUGGAGGAUAUGGAGUCUCAGACUCAUAGGUUGUUUGCUCUCCCAGCUGACCAAAAAUUGAAGACAUUGCGGACUCCCGGCAAGGCCAUUAUCGGAUACGGUAACCCGCCGUUCCAGGCCCGGCUUUCCCGUAAACUGUGGCAGGAAGGGUUUACUAUCAUGGGGUAUCCAGUUGAUCAGGCUAGGGUGCUUUGGCCUCAUGAUUAUCAAGGGGUUUGUGAUACAAUGGAUGAAUAUCAGAAGCAAGUGAAGGCUUUAGCAGAGCAACUAAUUCGCAUCGUCUUCAAAUUCUUGAGCAUUUCUCAAGAAGAAGUGGAUUGGUUUGAUGAUCCAACUAAUAUGUGUCCUUCUGCUUUUCAGCUAAAUUCUUAUCCCCCUUGCCCUGACCCGACUCAAGCUUUAGGUCUACCACCACACACGGACGGUUCCUUGUUUACCAUACUCCACUCCCGAACCGAGGGUCUUCAAGUCUUCAAAGAAGGAGUUGGGUGGAUUACUGUGCAGCCCAAUCCUGAAGCAUUCAUUGUGAAUCUUGGUGAUGUACUCCACAUAAUGUCCAAUGGUCGAUUUGUUAGUGUUCUUCAUCGAGCCGCGGUGAUCCAAAAAGACCAUCGGAUCUCUGCCGCCUAUUUCUAUUGGCCCCCAAUGGACUUCACCAUCUCUCCCAUCCUCUCUAAGAACUCUGCUGACUCCGAACAAGUUCCUAAGUAUCGUUCGGUCACAUUGAAGGAGUAUCAUGUCAUAAAGACUAAGCAUUGUCAAGAUACUCUUUCUGUUAUUAGAAUUUAAAUUCUAUGAUAGAACUUUUAUUUACAAGAAAGGUGCGGCGCGCUGCACUUUUUAGUCUUGAAAAUUGAAACCGUUGAAUGUAAAGGGGGGACUUUGAUC
Molecule: messenger RNA, 1206 nt
Organism: Fragaria vesca subsp. vesca
Lineage: Eukaryota; Viridiplantae; Streptophyta; Magnoliopsida; Rosales; Rosaceae
Product: gibberellin 3-beta-dioxygenase 1-like
Exons: 2
Coding region: 79-1107 (342 amino acids)
Biological process (GO): response to light stimulus; gibberellin biosynthetic process
Molecular function (GO): gibberellin 3-beta-dioxygenase activity
Source: RefSeq, a predicted model, not a curated record